AUGGUAAACACCAAGUGCAUGACAACCCUGGUGGUCCUGCUGCUUGUCCAGCUGUUAUUCCAGCUAGCCCCCCUGACGACCCACGCCAAAGAAUGGUGCAAAGCGAAAUUCGAAUUCGGAAAGGCAGACUACGCAGAGUGCCAGAGCGAAACGGAAAAUAUCGCCAAGUACAUGAUACACACAACCCCCGUAAUCUCCAACGAGGUGGAUCUCUACGCUAACGUCUCCCUAGUAAUGUCUAACGGGUAUGGACUCAAGACAAAGGAAAUCAACAUAGGAACGGAAGAAGAAGGACUGUUAAGCAAAACAUUUGCAGUGGCAACUGAUAUAGGAAGUCCAGAAUAUAUACACGUAAAAAUAAAUUCAACAAAAAAAAAUUGGAAAUGCAAAAAAAUUACCAUCUGGAAGGAUUACAAGUAUUGGUUUUUUGACUGCACCGGUUUGUUAAAUGAGAAAAAUCCAGAAGGGACUUACUUCCUCUCAGGGAAUAAAAUAUACACAGCAUUUGUACAAACAGGGAAAGAUGUCCAAGCAGGAACGAAUGGGACGGUAGACAUUGUCCUCCUAGGAAAUAACAAAAGGAGCAAUACCAAAGUGCUACACGAAGGGUUUACAUCUGGAGUGCUCAAAAAAAUAAAAUUUCAAGCAUCAGAUGUAGGAACCAUAGAAGACAUUAUACUCACCAAUAACGCUACUAGGGAUGACCCCUGGUACUGUGAUUUCGUAAAAAUAAAAAGUGACAAUAAACUUUACGUCUUCAAUGUGAAGAGCUGGAUUGGACAUCCUUACGAAAAAACGGUCAAAGUUAAUAUAAGGGCAGAUCACAGUGUAGAUGGUGGGGCAGCAAAAGAUAUCGACUGCCAUAUCAGGGGAAACGAUUUAAUCAAUAUGAGUAAUUUGCCGAAAGCAUUACAAAGUAAGGUGCAAAUAUUUAAAGUUAGAUGUCCACAGAAUUGCCAAAAUGCAGAAUUUGCUUCGGUGGAAGGUUCUUCCAUUCAUCCUUCCUCUACAUCUAUUUGUGCAUCUGCUAUUCACGAUGGGUCCUUAACCCCAAGUGGAGGUUCUAUCAUAGUCACAGUUGGAAGUGACUUGCACCAAUACCAUGCUGUUAAGGAAAAGAUAAAUAACAUUGAUGCGAUCGACCUUCUUACCAAAGUGGAUGAACCCAAUUUCUCCUUCUACACAUACCGUCUAGAAUCCAUUGAUGAUAUUAAGAGUAACGUCCGAAUUGUAGAUGCAUUUGGAAAACUGUCCUCCUUGGGGAGGUUAGAAAUUCGACGUAGUGACAACACAUGGGGAACUGUGUGUAAAAAGGGACCCAAUUUUACCUUCUCCGAUGAUAGUGCUAAAAGGGCCUGUGCAGAUUUAGGCUUCCCCAAUGGGGUGUAUAUUAAACAAAUGUGCUUCAACCUGAAUGGACAAAAUUAUUGUGCUGGUUAUAAGUACCCCUUCAGUAGUGCUGGAACGGUAUGCUCUGGGAAUGAAAAAAACUUACUUCAGUGUAAUGCAGAUGAUUCUUCGCAUUGUGUGGACCACCACGAUGACGUCAUCAUACAGUGCCUCAACCAGGGGAACCAGAAUGAUUUAGUUACCGAUGGGAUGAUCAGACUGGUAGAUAUAACUGGAGCACCCACUACCAACGGAAUUGGAAGAUUAGAAAUGUUCUACAAUGGUUCAUUCGGCUCUGUGUGCUCAGAAGGAUGGGUAAAAGAAGGAGAGAAAAUCGCCUGCCGAGAAUUGGGCUACACAGGACUAAAGGGAAACGGCUUCUCCCACCAUCCAUGCACAAACAUCGCAGGGGAAAAUCUAUGUGGACAUGAUGCAGAUAAAAUAAAUGCUGUAAAUGUUAAAUGCAAAGGGGAUGAAAAGUCUCUCCAAAAUUGUGCACAUGAAACGCACGAAGAUAUUUACUGCUCUCACGAUGAAGAUAUAAUCCUUGGGUGUUCAGGUGGGGAAGAAGAAGAUUACGAAAUGGGUAGCCAAGCAGGUGCACAAAACUCCCACCAUGUAAGCACAACUGUAGGACUUAAAAAACAUUUCCUAACAUUAGAGAAGAAAAACUUCCCACACAAAAUCGAGUUAACCUGCUUUGACAAAAUCGUGUCCAUAGCAGAUCUGAGCGCUGCACACGUGGGAGACGUUUUCUUAGCUAGCUGUCCGGAAAAGUGUGACGAAGAAGUAGGAAAUAUCAAAGGAACAUUUUUAUAUAGUUUUGAUUCACCCAUAUGCAAAGCGGCCAUACACGCAGGGGUGCUCUCAAGCAAUGUAGCCGAUGACCUCGUCCUCAUCAUAUCUCACAAGCAUCACAACUUUGUCGGCACGAAGCGAAACAAUGUUGAAUCGCACGAGUUUACUGGAACGUCCAAAAGUUUCAGCGUCAGUAUCCCAACCAGGUCUAUCAUCCAAGAGGAACGAAAGAGUAACCACAAAUAUGGAGAAGAAAAUUCAGACAAAGGGUUUCCGAGUAAUGAUCGGAUGGAUGAUCAACGUGGAGAAAAUUCUCUCUUGGCGCCCCCACAUGUUCAGAGACAAAAUGGGAGAAUAACCACAGGAGGGUUAGGGACUCAGCCAACAUUCCAGUGGACACCCCCAACAGGCUUCCCCGGAUUUAACGGAAAAGAAAACGAUUUCGUUAACUGCACCAAUUUGCCGAACGAGAAGUAUAUUAAAAGCAUGUCCAACUUUACCUUCAUCAUUUAUUUCACUCUGAGUGGUGGGGGAGGCAACUGGAGGACCAUACUAUCUCACAGCUUGUGUGACGGAAUCUCCAUCUCAGUGAACGAAGAAAAUGAAUUGAUAAUAGAACAGAACUGUAACCCCCACUUGUUAAAGAGCAAAUUCAAACCAGUCCUAGGACAAACGUACCACCUCGCAGUGGUAUUUAACAAAACGAACAAAAGUACCAACCUCUACAUAAACGGAAAGAAGCUCCCCAUGGAAAAGGCCAAAUAUGACUUUACCCUCAAUGGAGAUUUAAUCAUUGGCAGAUCCAACCAAACCACGACAGAUUAUUUUAUUGGAAGUAUCCACCUCGUUGAAGUAUACAAGUUUGUUUUAUCCGAUGAAGAAAUUAAGCAGUUGGCAAAUGCUGCUCUUUCGUUCGAUUACCUCAGUGGAGGCAACGACAGCAACUACAAUGGUGUGGGCAGAACAAAACGAGGAAAGAAAAAAAUCGGAAAGAACAGAAAAACGGUCGAUGGAAGAGAAUGCAUGACCGCGUGUAAACCCAAAAGUAUCAUAAACAAGGAGCUUCAAAUAAAUGGAGAGCAAAUCAACUUAUCCUGUAAGGAUGAUCUUUUGUCUCACCAGUUUAAUGGCAAAAUUGGGUCCCAGUUUCUGGUUCACUGCUCGGAUAACUGUACCAAGUCCAAGUUUAUUGUAAAAGGAAGCAACAACUACUACACCCCAGAUUCCUCCAUAUGCAAAGCAGCCAUACAUGCAGGGGUGUACAAACCUAACAGAAAAAAUGGAGAUGAAAAUAACUCUUUUAUUCUAAGAAUUGUCAAUGGGUUGUUUGAAUAUAAGGCAGCAAGAGGACACAUGGGAAUUGUUUCAAAAGCGGAAAGACAAUCUCAAUUAAGAUCCUUUUCGAUUUUCCCUGAAAAUGACGAUAACAUUCUUUCCUGCUCUUCUAAUGGAAACUUAUUUUUAAACUUACCUGUUGGAGAAAAACGAACAAUCAUAUGUCCAUCAGGUUGUGACAAAAUGGACGGUAAAAUUUGGGGCACAAAUGUAUACACUCCUUCUUCUAUUCUAUGCAAAGCGGCCAUACAUUCUGGAGUCUUAUCAAAUCAGGGGGGUCUCGUCGAUAUGUCUGUUGGGUCUGCUGUGGAUAAAUUCACGGGCGCUACGCAGAACGGAAUUGAGUCCCACUCAUCCGCUAGGCAAAGCCGCUCUUUAACAUUUUCCACCCACGCCCAGUAG
Messenger RNA from Plasmodium coatneyi, 3924 nucleotides. RefSeq lists its product as uncharacterized. The transcript has a single exon. The record is from RefSeq and is a predicted model, not a curated record. Gene Ontology annotation, cellular component: membrane. Gene Ontology annotation, molecular function: protein binding. Bases 1 to 3924 code for a protein of 1307 amino acids. NCBI's taxonomy places the organism in Eukaryota, Apicomplexa, Aconoidasida, Haemosporida, Plasmodiidae.